Molecule: messenger RNA, 1434 nt
Organism: Cuculus canorus (common cuckoo)
Lineage: Eukaryota; Metazoa; Chordata; Aves; Cuculiformes; Cuculidae
Product: MAD2L1-binding protein-like
Biological process (GO): regulation of exit from mitosis
Cellular component (GO): nucleus
Source: RefSeq, a predicted model, not a curated record
UGGAGUCGCCCCCGCCUACGCCUACGUGCGCGCCCCGAAGGCGCAGAACCACAGUUCCCGGCGUUCCCCGCGGCGCCCCCGCCCGCUCUCUCAACCCCCGCCCUCCCGCGAAAGCCCAUGGGAGCUGCAGUCCGAGCCCAGGGGCGCCGCCUGCUGGCCGUGUGCACCGCGCUCCGGCCCCGCUGCCCGGCUCCCUCCGCGGGAGGCGGCGCCCGCGCUGUUUGCGAACGCGGCGAGUCCCGCUCGGCGCGGGACGAGGAGAGCGCGGGCGGUGCCUCUGCCGGGGAGCGGAGCCGGCGGCCCGGCCCGGGGGCCGGAGCAGGGGGCGACCCCUCCUCCUGCAAGGCCGGGCAGAAGCGCCGCUGCCCGCACCGGGCAUGGCGGCCACGGCGCCGGAAAUGUCCCCGGAAGCCGUCCCUCCGCUCCCGUGAUGCCCCGCGGUGGCGCCCAUUCGAGUCCCGCCGCCCGCCGAGCAGGAGUAGACGGCGGCUCCGCGUCCCGGUCCCGGCGGCUUCACCCCGGCCCUGGAUGGCCGCGGCGGGGCCAAGCGCCGGCGGAGCGAGCCGGGGAUGGCGUGUCCUUCGGCGCGGGUGUCAUCCCCGGGAGAGCGGCUGCCGCUUCGCCCGCCACCUCCUCAAGCACGUCCUGUACCGGCGGCAGCAGCUCCCGCUGCCCUACGAGCGGCUCGGCUGCUUCUGCCGCCGGGAUGAAGAUGCGAGUAAGAAGCCACCCUCCCUAGAGCGGGCAAGCAAGAAAUGGCAGCAGCUGCUGACAGACCUAGAGGGACUGUUCCAGCACGUGGAAGUAAUAUUAAGUUUGACACGGGUUUCUUGUGUUCUUUCUCUACUUGGAGGCACUGUUAUGAGCCCCAGGGAGUUCUAUGAGCUCAACUUGGAGAGUAUCUGUGAGGGCAGUGCUGAGGAGAGCCUGGAACGUGCCUCCUGCGUUCGCAAGCUUUUUCGCUCCCUCUUUGUUGCGGAUGUCUUCAGUGAACUUGAGGACCUGCCUGUGACCUGCCUGUCGGGCACUGUUGUCAUGCUCCAGGGGCACUGCAGUUGUGCUGAUGACUGAACACUGACCGUGAACUUGUCCUGUGAUGGAGGCAUCGACAUAAGCGCCUCACCUCAUCAGCCUCUGGCUUCUACUUGGGAGGACUAUGUCUGGUUUCAAGCACCGGUGACCCUCAAAGGCUUUCGAGAAUGACCUGUGCUCUGUGGAACUCUAGUGGAAUAUUGAAUGAGCUUUGGUGAUGCUUUAAGGGACGCUGACUUUAUCAAAUGUAACCGCAUAUUCUUGUCUGUUUGGGUCUCUUCUUCAGGGCAUCUGCUGUCUUCCUACAGCUCGACCCUGUUCCUCUGCCCUCACCUCUGGAAUUGUUGUUGAAAGCAAAUACCUGUUAAGGUACAGCCGCACCUUCACCACCCCCCCACACCA